This is a messenger RNA of Candidozyma pseudohaemuli, 2583 nucleotides long. It is a transcript of the gene RAD9, whose product is annotated as chromatin-binding protein. The transcript has a single exon. Gene Ontology annotation, molecular function: histone binding. The record is from RefSeq and is a predicted model, not a curated record. Gene Ontology annotation, cellular component: nucleus. Gene Ontology annotation, biological process: DNA damage checkpoint signaling; positive regulation of transcription by RNA polymerase II. Bases 1 to 2583 code for a protein of 860 amino acids. Lineage: Eukaryota; Fungi; Ascomycota; Pichiomycetes; Serinales; Metschnikowiaceae.
AUGCCUGAGGAAGCAUACGGCGAAUCACAGCACAAUAACAGCCUCGUUUUCGCCACUGAGUACGAGGAGGACAAUGGGCCCAAGGCAAGCUCAGAUGAUGUAAUUCCAGGUACCAACGAUACGGCCACUCAAGCUGACAGGAGCACCGAUCUAUCGAAAGAGGUCCAGACGAGUCCCCUCUUUGGGACCCUCAAAUCAUAUUCCCAGCAGUCUCAGGAUGAAUCACAUUCUCCAAUACGAUACCUACAAAGCAUGCCCAAUAUCGAAUCCACGCCACAGCAUAGUACGCCGAGUUUACUACAUCGAAGUGCCAGUGAUAGUUAUGCCAAAGACACACAAGUUAUUGGAAGUGAACAUAUCCAGACGCCGAACGAGAAGGCUCCUGUCGAGCUAGGUGAUACUCAAGUGAUUGGGCAUCAGGUCGAUCUCGGUGAUACCCAAGUAAUCAGGCCAACCGUGAAUGGCCACACAGACGAUACACAACGAAUUGCUCCUAUUCCUCUGGACGACGCCACCCAGGUCAUAGGUAGGAGAAACUCAGUUUGGGAAAGCACACAGCCAAUCACACAGGUGGUGGGCGGCUACGCCAGCACCCAAGUUACGAGUUCUCCUAGGGCCAAUUAUUCAGAAUACACCGAAGAACACACUACUACCAUGGUGCUUUCGCCAGUGCAGAGAGAGCAGGAGCCUACUACUCAGGUGUUGAACACGCAGGAGGAGGUGUUUCUGCCUGGAAAAGAACCAGUUGAUCUAAGUUGCAAGCCCGUGCUUCUGAGUAGUCAGAAAGAUAACGACGGUAUUCUGCUGCAGCGGGAACACGAUCUAAGCAUCAUCAGCAAUGAUGAUAAGGACGAGCAUUUCAACGGCAUUUUCUAUGAGGACAGUCUUUUCAAACACAAGCUUAAGAAGACUCAAGCAGACGAACUGGAGGAGAGAAGAAGACAUUUGCUGAUACCGAGAAAAACAUCUUGGAGCCAAUCAUCCUCCCAAACCCCUGCUGGGAGCAGUCUCACGGUCAGGAAAACAUGGAGCCAGUCCUCAUCUGACCUUGAAGAUAUCUCCCAGGAUGUAAGUGGUCUUGAUUUGGACAUUCUCCGACAAAAGCUGUCAGAAGAUAUUCCGAUGCUGCCGGAGGUUGACGAGAGCCGCGAGCAUAUUAAUCUACCCAAGAAAAGGAGAAUCAACCAUAUAGCAGGCUCUCAAUCUCAAACGGCGGAGCUUGAUGCUAUCACAGAAGAGAACCUGGCAACACUUGCAGUUGAACAUCUCGAGAACGAUCGAGGCGUGUGGGCUUAUUUCCAAUUCAGAUACUACCCAGCAAGAGUGCUUCGGCCGAUUGACUCGCUUCACACCCUUGUUGAGUUUUAUGACUGGUGCCAAAAGGAAAUGAAGAAUACAGACCUCUUUGUCCUCGACGUGAGAAUCGGCGAUAAUCUAAGGACGUUCAUGGCCCCCUCCGAAUAUGUCGUCACGAGAAUGACUAUAACGGACGAGGCAGCUUUCAGAUGUGUGCGUGGCUUUGACACACUUCACUUAUCGAAGAAAGGAAAACACAAUGUGGCCAGCGAACUCACAGUAAGCUUGUCCACUUGUUAUAUGGAACCUGAUGAUUGGGCAAUGCAUCAGCUGCGAUUUCAGUUAUUGUACGAGGGCGUCGAUCUAGUACAGCGAGACUACGGUGCCAUACAGCCUUUACUUCAGCUGCUGGACUCAUCACAGAAAACAGAAAACUCUGAGCCAGUUUUUGAGCCGAAGACCAAAAGCCCACGCAAAGCCAAACCAGAGCGAAGCGAAUCGUAUAGGCUUACACCUAUUUUCGGUGGCCGUGUGUUCUUCAUCACGUCUAUGGCUCCAGAACGCAAAACUACUUUGAAGAAAAUAAUAGAAGAUCGAGGAGGGAUAGUCUACGAUUCAGAAAUCAGAGAUCUUGUUUCUUAUGAAGUAUGCAGCUCAUACCAUCUCCGAAUCAAGCUGCAGAAAUUUCUUGGUAUUAGCUUUGGGGCAUUUCUCUCCGAUGGACACUCAAGAAGUGCCAAAUACCUUCAAGCCUUGGCACUUGGCUGGCCGAUUUUGGCAGACAAUUUCAUUGAACAAGCCAUCGAGGAUCAGGAUAUUCUUGAAAAUUGGCUGGCUUUCCUUCUACCGGCAGGUCAAUCCUUCUACACAAAAAAUCUAAAGAGUCAAGAUGUUUUCCGCUUUCGACUGAAUCUCGAAAACGGUGUUGGUCUUAAUGACCAGUUUAACAAUAACUCGGACCUAAUGGCAACUUUGAAUGUUUUAAUUUUUCAGAAAAGACAAGACAAACAGACACUUCGAAUGUGUGAAUUCAUCUUUCAUGCUUUUGGGGCUCAAACCCUACAGGCGUUCAAUAAUGAAACCCACCUCAAAUCCCACAUCGCUGAAAAUAAGGACAUGAGUUUCUUGGUGCUUGAUAACAGUAAUCGGGAGAUCGAAAAAGCAUUCAAAACAAAUAAUCCUGCUGGGCUGGCGAAGUUUGGAAUUAUUGAUUGGGAAUGGGUGGUUCAGUGUACUAUAAGCGGAUUCGUCUGGCGGCCAACAGCCUACGGAUUUGUGAGUUUAUAA